Diachasmimorpha longicaudata is the source of this 6920-nucleotide messenger RNA. It is a transcript of the gene Chd1, whose product is annotated as Chromodomain-helicase-DNA-binding protein 1. Bases 135 to 5534 code for a protein of 1799 amino acids. The transcript is spliced from 6 exons. The record is from RefSeq and is a predicted model, not a curated record. NCBI's taxonomy places the organism in Eukaryota, Metazoa, Arthropoda, Insecta, Hymenoptera, Braconidae. Gene Ontology annotation, biological process: nucleosome organization; regulation of transcription by RNA polymerase II. Gene Ontology annotation, cellular component: chromatin; nucleus. Gene Ontology annotation, molecular function: histone binding; ATP hydrolysis activity; DNA binding.
GAUUUAUAUACCGUAAAAGUUUUAAUAAUUCGGGUGCGUGUUUAUAUUUGACACACAAACUAUUGAAAUAUCAGUUAAUUGUUAGUUUUUGUGGGUGAUAUUGUAACUGAGAUUGAGACGCGUAGACGGGGACGAUGCAGAAAAUUAUAGAAUCUGAAUCUGGCAAAGAGUCCGGAUCAGAUUCCGACAAUGAAAGUAAGAGUGACAGCAGUUCAUCGGCAAGUAAUUCCAAUUCCGAUGGUUCUGGUAGCGACAGUGACUCUAGCUCGUCGAGUGCCUCGGGUUCAGCAUCAGCUUCUGAAUCAGUCAAGUCAGAUAAAUCGGAUGCACCUGCACAAAGCGAUAGUUUCCAGAGCAAAAGCUCAAAUCACAGCACCGAAACUAAACACAGGCAUAAGGACACUAGUCGUGAGUGGGAUGAGAAUCCAGAUAUCUAUGGAAUUAGGCGUUCAGGCAGGUCAAGGAAGGAGCCAGAGAGGCUCACAGCACCUCGAGAGAGCGACAGCGAGGGUCGCAAGAAGCAUAAAAAGAAAAGUUCUCAAAAUUCGUGGAAUUCCGAAAGCUCGGAUUCGGAAUCGGAGGAUUUUGAUUCACGAAGAGCACCACCACCUAGUAAAUCAAUAAAUCGGCGUGCAGCCCAAAAGGCUAAAGAAAAUGCAAGGUCCAGGAAAAAACGUGUCUCCGAGUCAUCGGAAAAUUCGUCUUACGACAGCGAUGAUAAUCGAAGACAAGUGACAAGACGAGCUGGUACAUCCGUCAGUUAUAAAGAGCAGAGUGACGAAGGUACAGAUAGUGAGGAUCUCGUUGAAGUCGAUGAAGCUACAUCAACAUCACAGGCUGAACCCGACAAUGCCGAGACAAUUGAACGCAUAAUAUCUCAGCGGCGGGGUAAAAAAGGAGUGACCGGUAACGUAACAACAGUCUAUGCAGUGGAAGAGAAUGGUGAUCCAAAUCCAAAAGAAUUGAGUAAAGAUGAGAGUGAAACUCAGUACCUGAUUAAGUGGAAAGGUUGGUCACAUAUCCACAACACAUGGGAAUCCGAGGAUUCAUUGAAGGCGCAGAAGGUGAAGGGUAUGAAGAAAUUGGAUAAUUUCAUAAAACGAGAGAGAGAAAUAAAGCAAUGGCGUGAUUUUGCCGGACCUGAGGAUAUUGAUUACUACGAAUGUCAACUUGAGCUCCAACAGGAGCUCUUGAAGAGUUACAACAAUGUAGAGAGAAUAAUUGCCGAGUAUCGUAAGCCAGAUUCUAAUCAUCCAGAUUAUUACUGCAAAUGGGAGAGUUUGCCAUACGCAGAAUCCACGUGGGAAGAUGGAGCCCUUAUAAUAAAAAAAUGGCCACAAAAAAUUAAAGAAUUUCGAGAUAGAGAGGAUUCUAAACAGACUCCCAGUAAACACUGCAAGGUCUUAAAGUAUCGGCCCAAGUUUCAUCAACUCAAGGGACAGCCAGAGUACAUGGGCAAGGGAAAGGAAUUAAUCCUCAGGGAUUAUCAAAUGGAUGGUCUCAACUGGAUGAUACACUCUUGGUGCAAAGAAAAUAGUGUCAUACUGGCUGAUGAAAUGGGACUGGGUAAAACAAUUCAAACGAUAUGCUUCCUAUAUUAUCUAUUUCAUACUCAGCAACUGUAUGGACCAUUUCUAUUGGUUGUACCACUGUCAACAAUGACCUCUUGGCAGAGAGAAAUGGCCCAGUGGGCACCAGACAUGAAUUUUGUGACUUAUUUGGGUGAUGUUACGUCUCGUAAUGUUAUUCGUGAAUACGAAUGGUCAUAUCCAUCUAAACGACUAAAGUUCAAUGCUAUUCUCACAACUUAUGAGAUUGUAUUGAAGGACAAAUUGUUUCUUGGGGUUCUCAAUUGGGCAGCUCUUCUUGUCGACGAGGCUCACAGAUUGAAAAACGAUGAUUCAUUGCUGUACAAAGCACUGGCUGAAUUCAGUACCAAUCAUCGUUUGUUGAUAACUGGCACACCAUUGCAAAAUAGUUUGAAGGAAUUGUGGGCCCUCUUGCAUUUUAUUAUGCCCCAUAAAUUCACUACAUGGGAGGAGUUCGAGAAGGAACAUGAUAAUGCAGCACAAAAGGGUUAUUCCAAGCUUCAUAAACAAUUAGAGCCAUUCAUUCUUAGACGAGUGAAGAAAGAUGUUGAAAAAAGUUUGCCAGCUAAAGUCGAGCAAAUUCUUCGUGUGGAAAUGACAUCGUUGCAGAAGCAAUACUAUAAAUGGAUUUUGACAAAGAAUUAUAAUGCUUUGAGGAAAGGUGUCAAAGGGUCUACUAUGACAUUCAUAAAUAUUGUCAUUGAAUUGAAGAAAUGUUGUAAUCAUGCCUUCCUAACCAAGCCCAUGGAGGGGGAUAGGAAGGAUUCGAAUGAGGAUUACUUGCAGCAGCUAAUAAGGGGCUCAGGGAAGUUGGUACUGCUCGAUAAACUUCUCGUUCGACUUCGUGAGACUGGCCACAGAGUAUUAAUAUUCAGUCAAAUGGUGAGGAUGCUUGAUAUUCUUGGUGAAUACCUUCAGAAGCGACAUUUUCCUUUUCAACGACUCGAUGGAAGUAUCAAAGGGGAGCUUCGUAAGCAGGCACUCGAUCACUUCAAUGCUGAAGGCUCUACAGACUUUUGUUUUCUCCUUUCAACGCGAGCUGGUGGACUUGGAAUAAACCUGGCAACUGCUGAUACUGUGAUAAUAUUCGAUUCAGAUUGGAAUCCACAGAAUGAUUUGCAAGCACAAGCGCGAGCACACAGAAUUGGGCAGAAAAAUCAAGUGAACAUCUACAGAUUAGUCACCAAAAAUUCUGUGGAGGAGGAGAUCGUUGAAAGAGCUAAGCAGAAAAUGGUUCUUGAUCAUCUUGUUAUCCAGAGAAUGGACACAACUGGUAGAACUGUUUUGGACAAGAAAGGUGCGUCGGGCUCCAAUAAUAAUCCAUUCAACAAGGAAGAUCUCAGUGCUAUCUUGAAAUUUGGAGCUGAGGAUUUAUUCAAGGACGAGGAGGAUGGGGAUGAGGAACCGACCUGUGAUAUCGAUGAAAUUCUACGUAGAGCUGAAACAAGGGAUGAGGCACCGGCCACAGUUGGUGAUGAAUUGCUUUCAGCCUUUAAAGUAGCAAGUUUUGCUGCAUUUGAAGAAGAAUCAGAGCCUCUGAAGUUAGCUAAUGAGAAUGAUGAUGAAAGUAAGGAUUGGGCGGAGAUAAUUCCAGAGAAUUUUCGAAAGAAAGUUGAGGAGCAGGAGAAAUCCAAGGAGAUGGAGGAUCUUUACUUGCCCCCACGAAGUAGAAAAACAUUGCAACAGAUCAAUCAAGGGGAGGGGAGAGGAAGGAAACGUAGAAAAGCUCAGUCGGAUGACAGUGAGGAGGGAGAAGACUCUGGAAGUGGUGAUGGCGAGGGAACCGACGAGGAGAGACCGAAGAAACGCGGGAGACCUCGUAUGGUACCUAGAGAAUCAAUCAAAAGUUUCACUGACGUUGAAAUACGCAAGUUCAUUAAGAGUUACAAGAAGUUUCCAGCACCACUCAAGAGAUUGGACGAUAUUGCUGCUGAUGCUGAGCUCCAGGAGAAACCCAUGACAGAAUUACGUUAUCUCGGUGAACAAUUGAAGUCUAGGUGUGAUACAUGCAUAAUAGAAUUCGAGACAACAGCUAAAGAGAAUAAAACUGGUGAAGAGGAACCGAAAAAAGAGGGAAAAGGCCGAAAACGAGGUAGGGGACCUACCUUCAAAAUGGCUGGAGUUAUGGUCAAUGCUAAGUCUCUUUCAGCUGCUGAAAAGGAACUUGAACCCCUCGACCAAAUGCUUCCAGCUGAUGCUGAACAAAGGGCCAAUUGGCACUUUGAUGUCAAACUGAAACCAGCUAAUUUUGACUGUGAUUGGACGUCAGAGGACGAUUCAAGACUUCUCAGGGGCAUUUACAGUCAUGGUAUGGGUUGUUGGGAGGCUAUCAAGAUGGAUCCAAGCUUGAAACUCUCUGAUAAAAUACUGCCAAAUGAAAGUAAACCCCAGAUUAAGCAAUUAAAUGCAAGAGCUGAGUAUCUUCUUAAAAUACUCAAAAGACAAAUGGAUUCAAAACUCGGGGUCACCAGAAUGAGAAAGCCCAGGAAACCUAAAGAAUCUAAAAUUGCACUCACAAAGGAGAUAAUUGAGGAAAAUGACAGUUCAGCAGAUGAAAACAAAAAGCCAAAAUCUAAAAUUGAUAAGCAAGUUGUUACCAAGAAAGAAGAAGAGGUAUCCAUAAAGAAAGAAAUUAAGGAGGAGAGCGAGGGACUUAUCAUUGUAGACGAUAAGAAGAAGGAGAAGAAGUUGAAGAAGGAGAAAAAAGAAACCAAGAAGGGAAAGAAAAAACAAGCAGUUGGACCUAUGCAUUUCACAGCAAAUAAUGAGCCUCGAGCUCUCGAUGUACUUGGGGAUUUGGAUCCAUCCAUAUUCAAUGAGUGCAAAGAGAAAAUGCGACCAGUUAAGAAAGCACUCAAGGCACUCGAUAGACCAGAUCAAACUCUGAGUGAAACUGAGCAACUAGCUCAUACAAGAGCAUGUCUCGUUCAAAUUGGCGAUCAAAUUAAUACUUGCCUCUCGGAGUACAAGGACCAAGAGCAGAUUAAAGAGUGGCGAAGUAAUUUAUGGUAUUUUGUGUCAAAAUUCACUGAAUUUGACGCGAAAAAACUCUACAAACUCUACAAGCAUGCCACUAAAUCGAGAGGCGAUAGAGAUGUUGAUGUAAGUGUGGCAUCAACUCCUGAGAAGAAAGAGGACAAUAAGAGGCACUCUGACAAGCAUGACAAACAACCGAGCGAGAGUAAAGAAGUAAAAUCAAUUAAACGAAAAGUUGACGACGUAGAGGAGAAUUCUAACAGCAGUAUUCCCAGUAAAAAGCAUUCAGUUAAUUCCACGGCGAAUUACAAUUCCCCCAUCGCAUCUGGUGGCCCGACUGUGCCCACACAACUCCCAAAUCCCUCAACAAACUUGGCUAAUAGCGAUAUGAGGCACAAGGAACCAAAGGAUUUGAAACACAAGGACACAAUGAAGCGAGACAGGGAGAGAGACAGAGACAGGGAUAGAAAUCAUGAUAGACUGGGUAAUGCUCCUGUGAAGGACGAGAGAGUACGGAGAGACAGUGGAGGUUAUGGGGUUGGUGGACACUACAGUGGAGGUAGAGAUGAUGAUCAUUGGCCACUGCCACGAGAUGGACGAGAUCCACGAGAAGCCAGAUUUGGAGAUCACAAACGGGAUAGAUUUGAAUCUUAUGGAAGAAUGCCUGGGGGAUAUCAUCGAGACAGGGAGAGAGAUAGAGACAGGGAUCGCGAGAGAAUGCACAUCAGCGACAAACGCAGUGACUAUUAUAGGUAUCCAUCUGGCCCAGCAGGCGGCUAUGGCUACGGUGGACCAGGAGUUCCUGGUUAUGGAGGUACUAGUAGUGCUAAUUAUCCCCCCACUGAUGUGCCGUCGAAUCACUUUCGUGGCCGAGGCUACACUGGUGAUGGUUAUCCAAACGAUUGGCGAUCCAAUAAAGACUACAGAAGAGAGUAUGAGAGAAGGCCACCUCCAAAUGGCAACUCCUAGUGCACCUUUCUUGCCACCGUCCUCGAGUGUGUCGUUGCUCGACUCUAGGUUUAUUCCUAAUAAUCGGAAAACAACUCUUCCCUCUCUUUUAUCUGUGGACUAUUAAUCUAACUAUCGUUUUAACCCCAACAGUGUACGAGAUUCUUUGCUAUUCGAAAUUCUCUUUUUUUUUAAUAUCGUGAACGUGCCAAUAAUCAUUUCGGUUUUAUGUGCAAUUAUGUAUACAACACUUUAACAUUCAAUUUUCGAUCAAUGCUGUACAGAAUAUUAGGCCGAUUGUGUCUACGUAAACGCCUUCCUUCGUAUUGAUCCUUUGUCCAACGCAUGACCAUUCAAUUUUUUUUUUUAAUUUUUAAAUCAUUUUUUGUUAAACACUCGAUUAUGUACAUUCAACUCACGUGCUGUACAGCACAUGUACAUAUUACUUUCUUAACGUGUAACGUGUAACAUUAUGAAAAAAAAUAUAUAUGCAAAAAAUACUGGAAAUGUGAAUGCGGGUGCACACGUGUGCCUGAAUGAAUAUAUUUUUUAUUUAGUUCACAUAAACUGAUGCAUAUUACUAGUUUAGCAUGGGACACUCAAAUUCUCUAUCGUGGUUUGGUAAUAUAGAGAUGUGAACGGCUCCAAUGAUUGGCAUUCAUUGAAUAAAGAAGAAAAAGUUCAUCUCAUUUUUCAUGUUAUGCAAUUCAAAAUUAAAUUAUAGCAUUCAGCAUUUAAGCAGAGAAUCAUUGAAUUGUCAUUAAUUGGUACGCACAUAUCGAUUUGCUACACAAUCUCUACCUUUUUUCAUAUCCAUGCGAUUAUGUGACGACGAUAAAAGAUUAAUGAUCCGAUCUAAUACAAAGCUGGUACUGGUUCUUGAGAGUAAUUAAUGCAGUAAUUUAAUUCCCUUAUUUUCAUUGCCACUUUAGUGUGCAUUUGUGUAUAUAAUAAAAAUAUAUUGAUUAAUUGCGGUAAUUAAGUGAAAGAAUCACUGGCAUGAGAGGAUUUAUUGUCCAAGUAUUGAGAUUUAAUGCUGACCAUGAAGAAGAGGGCCUCGAAUUAUAAUUUUCUUUUCUAAUGUUUUGCGGUAUGAACGUCGAUUGUUCAAAAUGACCAUAGUGAGUUUAUAAUUUAUUACUAGCCAAUCGUAAAUCAUGGAUAAUGUUGACGUGAAAAAAAUGAUUGCAGAAAAUCAAUUGAGAUGAAGGAAGAGGUAACUGUAAAUAGUAAUUGGUAAAAUUUAUAAGUUAAGGUGGUCAAUGAGAAGUAAUUUAGUUGAAUAGUCGAACGAUGAGCAUAUUGUACCAUUAAAAACAUAAGUCGCAUAACUACAAUGUAUUACUGUAUUUUAUCAAACUCCAAUGUAGAAUAUUUCUGGAAAUAUACAAAGUAAAUGAAUUUUCA